UGCCCGGCCGCGCAUGGAAGAGUCGCUCUGCGCAGCUGCGGGAGCCUUUAAGCCCGGACUCCCGGGCUGUAACUUGCCUUUGCUGCUGGGAGCGAGGUAGCCGCUGUUCGUCCUUGUCUUUCCCCUUCCCCGCCCCGGGAACCCCGGCUCGCCUAGCCUCGCCUCGCCUCGCCGCGCCCCUCCGGCGGCCGGCCGCCCUCCCGCCGUCGCUACAGCGGAGCCCGUGCCCGCGAGCUCCGGCAUGCCUCGGUACGAGCUGGCUUUGAUCCUGAAAGCCAUGCAGCGGCAAGAGACCGCCACUGCCCUGAAGCGCACGAUUCAAGCCCUACUGGAUAAAGGGGCAGUAGUGAGAAAUUUGGAAAACCUGGGUGAAAGGGCACUUCCAUAUAAGAUCUCCAUACAUAAUCAACGCCAUCACAGAGGAGGGUAUUUCUUGGUGGAUUUUUAUGCACCAACAACAGCUGUUGACAAAAUAAUGGAACACUUAUCCCGAGACAUUGAUGUGGUCAGACCGAAUAUUGUGAAACACCCACAAACCUUGGAAGUGAGAGAGUGUGAAGGCAUUGUUCCUGUUCCUUUUGAAGAUAAAUUAUAUUCCAAGAAGAAAUAAAUGGAAGAUGUGGCUGGCUGCAGCCUAAUUGCCUGACAAAAGUGCACAAUUUAUUAUCAGUUCACUAUUCUUGACCUUUAAUUGUGUAUCAACUUUGUAAUUAACACAUGGCAAGUGUACUUUUAAUUUUUGAAAGUUAAUAUGUUAAUAUAAAGUUAAUAUAAUAAUAAAAUUAAUAUAAUAAUAAAGUAAACUUGGGUCUCUCUUCUCAGAAGAAUGUGACUUGUUCAAGGAAAAUUGCCCAGUUAUCUUCAGGUCUAUGUAAGGCUAUAAUAUCAUUUUCUGAAGUCAUUUUUUAUUAAAAAAAAAAAAAGA
This is a messenger RNA of Phascolarctos cinereus (koala), 925 nucleotides long. Lineage: Eukaryota; Metazoa; Chordata; Mammalia; Diprotodontia; Phascolarctidae. The record is from RefSeq and is a predicted model, not a curated record.